Molecule: messenger RNA, 1807 nt
Organism: Sesamum indicum (sesame)
Lineage: Eukaryota; Viridiplantae; Streptophyta; Magnoliopsida; Lamiales; Pedaliaceae
Product: vacuolar cation/proton exchanger 2
Biological process (GO): calcium ion transmembrane transport; intracellular calcium ion homeostasis
Cellular component (GO): plant-type vacuole membrane
Molecular function (GO): calcium:proton antiporter activity
Source: RefSeq, a predicted model, not a curated record
CUUUUCUUCAACACAAGAAAAAAAUAUCUGACGUAAUUCCAUUUUUUUUCUUCUUCUUGGGGUUUUGCUUUUUAAUUCUCCUUUUAAUCUGUGUUUUGUUCGUAUGUUCAGAUUUAACAAAAAGAGAUUACAGGUUUUGUAAUUCAAGAAAAUAUUGGGAUAAUUUGAUUCACCUGAAACACUUUGUGGGUUUCAAAUCUUGUGCAUCAGUUAAAAAGGAGGACUCUUAUUCACUGACUAAAGGUCUGACUUGAUGUAGGAAGUGCAAAGUUAUUCACAUAUUUGACUGCCGGCAAUUCUUGAUUUAGUUUAAUGUAUUGCCGGAAUCCCAAGUUGGGGUGGGGAUGCUCUAGAACUUUGUGGUCUAGCUUUACAUGCGAAUACAUUGAGGGAGAUAUUUCCUGGUUUACUGAGAUGGGAUCUAUAGAAGAAAAGGUGGACCUUGAAUCUGAUGAGGAGAUCCCGUUUAGUGGGUCUCAAACGUCAAAUAAAAUGCAAUCAUUGAGUUUUGAAACAUCUCAUAUCUUGUCUCAUCCAAAAUUUUCUGCUUCUUGGGUAUUAAGAAAGGUGAAUCGGGUCAGCAUUCUGAGAAGUAUAUACAUUGUGUUGAUCAAAGCAAAGAUCAAUGUCUUGCUGCCGUUUGGGCCCCUGGCGAUCAUGUUACACUAUCUUACCAAAAAGCAUGGAUGGGUGUUCUUCUUCAGCUUACUCGGCAUCACUCCUCUGGCAGAGCGCUUGGGUUAUGCUACUGAGCAACUGGCUUGUUUCACAGGGCCCACAGUUGGUGGCCUUCUAAAUGCUACAUUCGGUAAUGCUACUGAGAUGAUAAUUUCGAUGUAUGCUUUGAAGAAUGGUAUGAUUAGGGUUGUUCAGCAAUCAUUACUUGGUUCCAUCUUGUCAAAUAUGCUUUUGGUGCUUGGGUGUGCCUUCUUCUGCGGUGGGAUUGUUCAUCAUCACAAAGUCCAGGUUUUCAAUAAGGCCACUGCAAUUGUGAAUUCAGGAUUGUUGUUAAUGGCUGUAAUGGGCAUCUUGUUUCCUGCUGUGCUACACUUUACUCAUACAGAAGUGCAUAAGGGCAAGUCGGAGAUUGCUCUUUCACGAGUUAGUAGCUGCAUAAUGCUCAUUGCUUAUGCUGGAUAUUUGUUCUUUCAGCUCAAGAGUCAAAGUAAUCUUUAUAGUUCUCUUGAUGAGGCGGAAGCAAACAACGAUGAAGAUUCUGAUGACGAUGAGGUCCCAGAGAUUACCCAUUGGGAAGCAAUCACGUGGCUUGCUGUUUUGACUUUGUGGAUAUCUAUUUUAUCUGGAUAUCUUGUUGAUGCAAUACAGGGAGCAUCUGAUUCAAUGAACAUGCCCGUUGCUUUUAUAAGUGUUAUUUUGCUGCCCAUCGUGGGGAACGCCGCAGAACAUGCUAGUGCCAUCAUGUUUGCAAUGAAGGACAAGCUUGAUAUUACUCUUGGAGUUGCAAUUGGAUCAUCUACUCAGAUAUCAAUGUUCGUGAUUCCAUUUUGUGUGAUUGUUGGCUGGUUCAUGGGGAAGCCUAUGGAUUUGAAUUUUCAACUCUUUGAGACUGCUACACUAUUUAUCACGGUGUUAGUGGUUGCAUUUAUGCUUCAGGAAGGUCAAUCAAACUAUUUUAAAGGUCUGAUGCUGAUCUUAUGCUACCUUAUCGUCGCGGCUAGUUUCUUUGUGCACAUUGAUCCAUCAAAUGAUGAUGAUUGAAUGCACGAACAUGCGAAGCUUCUCUUGCCUAAGCAGGACUAUAAUUCCAGCAUGAACAAACACCUAACAUCUGUUAUCUAUAUUUUUU